This is a messenger RNA of Dracunculus medinensis (Guinea worm), 2367 nucleotides long. The record is from the annotation of a GenBank genome assembly. NCBI's taxonomy places the organism in Eukaryota, Metazoa, Nematoda, Chromadorea, Rhabditida, Dracunculidae.
AUGUUAUUCAACAUCUUAAUUUUUACUCAACUAUCGGUACUCAUUUAUGCCCAAGACUGCAAAUUCCAUCAUAAUCAUCGUAUUCCAAUUGCACUUGGCAUUUUCCUACCAAAUCAAUACAAAGCAGCACUUGGACCAACCAUUAAUUUGGCUUUGGAACAUAUUCAUUAUCAUUCAUGCAUCUUGAAUAACUAUUUUUUGAGUGUUUUCUUCAAAGAUACAAAGUGUCAAACAUCGCUCGGUAUGAAAGCAUUAUUCGAGCUAAUGAAUGUUAAACCUCGGCCUUUUGCAUUAUUUGGUGAUGCUUGCACGAAUGUUAAUGAACCUGUCGCGAUGGCAUCCAAAUAUUGGCAAAUAAUACAUCUUUCCUAUGCUGAAACACACGCCAAAUUUGCAACAGCUGAUUCUCAACAAAUGUAUCCGACUUUUUUUCGAGUGGUUCCUGGUCACCGCAAUCUUAACACAGCUCGGUGUCGGCUUAUUUAUCAUUUCAAUUGGAGAAGAGUCGGAACACUUAAACAAAGCGAUGAUCCCAGAUUUGCACUGAUGAGAAAAUUAGUAUUUAUUUUCAAGCCACACGAGCCUUUAACAACAAAACUGGAACAUGGUUAUGGCAUAAAAGUAAUCUAUACAGCUGGUGUAAGUCAUGAUGAAAUUAAUAACAUCGCUAACGAACUCGAUGAAUUAAAGAAGAGAGAUGUUCGAAUAUUUAUAGGCGAUUUUGAUGAAGCGAUUGCCGUUCGGAUUAUGUGUGAAGCAUAUCGGAAAGGACUUUACGGCGAAAAUUAUGUUUGGAUACUUCCCGGAUAUCAUAGUGAAUUAAACAUUGCAUUGGAAAGUCACUUUUCUAUCGAAUAUGCACCUUAUUCACCUCAUUUGGACCAAAUGACCAUUGCCAAUAAGACAGUUGGAAUGAUAAAGGAAAUAUUGGAGAAAGCUUGUGGUUCCAUAUGUUUUGAGAACAAACUAAAAGCUUACGUCUACGAUGGAAUAUGGACUCUUGCUCUUGCAUUUCAUAACGUAUCGAUGCGAUAUAAAUCCAAUCAUGGCACAUUAUAUGAUCCACGACUUUUCUCAUCCAAUUAUAGUGAUAUUCAUGCUGAUCUUCUUCAAGAGAUUACUAGUACUUUAUUUGAAGGAGUAACAGGUCGCGUCCAAUUCGAAAAUAAUGAACGACUUGGCCUUGUUGAGAUAUUGCAGUGGCGAAACGGCUCCUAUAUUGAAAUUGGAUAUUUCGAUGGCUCAAAUGAACUAUUCACUUUGUAUCAAAUUAUAAAGACUGAUUGGCAUGCGCCUUUAGAUGCAACUAUUCUAGUUCGUCAACGUCAGUAUAUUUCUUACGCUCUUUUUAUAUUUUUAUCACUCCUAUCAUCCAUCGGUGUUUUACUUGCUUUAUUCUUUUUAUCCAUCAAUGUUCGCUAUAGGUAUCACAGGUUAAUAAAAAUGUCGUCACCCAAUAUGAAUAAUAUAAUAAUAGUUGGAUCUAUUCUCACUUAUAUAAGCGUCGUACUGCUUGGUUUUGAUACGAGAUUCGUUUCUUCGCAAACUUUCAUUACUCUUUGUUAUGCAAAAACAUGGGUAUUAUGCUUGGGUUUUACUUUGGCGUUCGGUUCGAUGUUUUCUAAAACCUGGCGAGUACAUUCAAUUUUUACAAAUAUCCAUAUGAAUAAAAAAGCGAUAAAAGACUAUAAAUUAUUCUUUUUCGUUGGAGCUGUCGUAUUUCUCGAUAUAAUAAUACUAAUUAUGUGGGCAUUUAUUUCACCAUUUUCCCUUUCACUCAUCGAAUUACCCAAAAUUUAUUUGGAUAAUAAAGUGAUUGCUCCUGAAAUUGAAAGAUGCUACAGUGAGAAUACGGUGGUUUUUCAAGCAAUAAUAUUCGGUAUAAAAGGUUUACUCAUGAUUCUUGGAUGUUUUCUUGCAUGGGAAACGAGAUAUGUAAAUAUUCCCGCAUUAAAUGAUAGCAAAUAUAUAGGAAUGUCCGUUUAUAACGUCGUCGUGAUUUCGACAUUAAACCAUAAGCCAUUCGAUCUAUUCCGGCAAAUUAAUUUGUUUAAUCUUUCAAAUAAAUUACAGGAUCAGGUUGAUGAAGCCUACGCACUAACGAGUUUUUUCAUAAUAUUUUGCACAACACUUACGCUAUGUCUGGUGUUUGUCCCGAAGAUAAUCGAGUUAAUCAGAAAUCCCAUUGGAUCCGAGCCACAUUAUCGUAAAGGUUUAGUGAAAUCAGUCAUAGGGCGUCAAAAUAAGCAACUUUCACGACAAUUAUCAGUGAAUGUUUAUAACAAUGAGAAAGAUCGAUUACAACGUCUUGAAGAAGAAAAUCGAAUUUGGAAUCAAUUUCUUGAAGAAGUUAGUUUUAUUAUAUAA